Molecule: messenger RNA, 1173 nt
Organism: Lathyrus sativus (Indian pea)
Lineage: Eukaryota; Viridiplantae; Streptophyta; Magnoliopsida; Fabales; Fabaceae
Source: the annotation of a GenBank genome assembly
AUGUCUACCUCUCAUCUCUGCACCAGCUGCAACAACACCUCUCUUUCACGCGACGACGACACCGGAGGAUUGUUCUGUGCCUCCUGCGGCAUUGUUCAACCCUUCGAUCAAUACAAAUCCUUCACCGGCGGCAUCAACGGUCCACAAGGCACCUUCGUCCACAUCGGAACCUCAGGUUCAGGUAACUUUUACUCUUACAAAGACAGAAAAUUAUUAUCCACUCGUAAUUCCAUUGAAGAAUUCACUAAUAGGUUAGGGAUAUGUUCCAAAACUAUUGAAAUUAAAUUCAUGAUUUCUGAUAUCACCGAUGGUGAAUUCGGUCAAGGGAACUGGUUUCAAGUUUUGAUUGAGGCCUGUUAUUAUGUCGUAAUGCGGAAGAGUGAUCGUCCUUUACCUAUGGCGGAAAUUGCUAAUGCUCUUGCUUGUGAUGUUUAUGAGCUUGGGAAAAUGAUUCUUAGGGUUAUUGAUUUUUUGGAUUUGAGAGGAAGUGAUUUUCCUGAGUUUGAUAUUGUGUAUUCGUUGGAAAGGACUAUUAAUAGCUCUUGUUGUUUUGAUGAUGUUGAUAGGAGUUUGAUUGAUAAAAUGAAGAAAAAGGGAGUGUUUUUGUUGCAAUGUGCUGUGAAGUUGUUUUUGAGUACCGGUCAUCGGCCGCUUCCUUUGGUUGUUGCGAUUUUGGUUUUGGUUGCUGAAAUUAACCAAGUUGAAGUUCGUAAAGAAGAUUUGGCGAAGGAGGUUCAUGUUGUUGUUUCCACUUGUAGAACUAGGUAUAAAGAGCUUCUUGAGACACUUGUGAAAAUUUCACAAGUGUUGCCUUGGGGAAAAGAUAUAACUAAGAAGAAUAUUGUUAAGAAUGCUCCUUUUGUGAUUCAGUAUAUGGAGAAGAAGUCUAUGUUAAAACCUGUUGAGAAGAGGAAGAAUCUUGAUCAGACUAGGUUUGAUUUGGAAGAAGUAGUUGCCGAGUGCUUGGCACAAGAGAAUGGAUAUGAAUAUGGGGUUGAUGGAUUAGUUUCACCAAAAUAUUCUCAGUAUCUUUCAUUGCCAAGUAAUACGGAUAGAGAAGAGAUCAGAGAUAUUGAUACGUCACAGAUUUCACCUGAAUGUUUAUCUCAGAUUUAUGAGAAGUUUUUAAAUGAGAAUCGUGGUGCUAUGUUGUCAAGGACUAUAAAUGUUUAG